Caenorhabditis angaria is the source of this 964-nucleotide messenger RNA. The record is from the annotation of a GenBank genome assembly. Lineage: Eukaryota; Metazoa; Nematoda; Chromadorea; Rhabditida; Rhabditidae.
AUGUCAGUGGACAUUGAUGCGCGGAUCAAAGCCUACAAAUUUGUGGCCUAUUCGGCUGUCACAUUCUCUGUUGUUGCAGUUGUUUCGAUUUUCAUAACUUUACCAAUGGUUUAUAAUUAUGUUAACAAUGUCAAAAGACAAAUCCACACCGAUGUUAACUUCUGCAAAGGUGAGUUUCUUACAUACUGUGACUACGUCGUGGCUUUUUGAAAACCUGUUUUUAGGAUCCGCCAAAGAUAUCUGGUCUGAGGUUCAUUUGAUCAAGGACUCUCCAGCCAAUAACACUCGUAUUGCUCGUCAAGCUUAUAACACUGGCGGAUCAGCUGUGGGUGGAGGCGGUGGGGGAGGUUGUGAUGGCUGUUGUAAUCCUGGACCGCCAGGACCUGGUGGAAAUCCAGGAAAACCUGGAAAACCCGGAAAACCUGGAGCCCCAGGAGCUCCUGGAAAUCCAGGAAAAGGAGCAAGUGCGCCAUGUGAGCCUGUCACUCCCCCACCUUGUCAACCAUGCCCAGGUGGGCCACCAGGACCUCCAGGGCCAGCCGGGCCUCCGGGCCCUCCAGGACCGGACGGAAAUCCAGGAAGCCCAGCUGGACCAGGAACUGCUGGGCCACCAGGGCCACCUGGGCCACCAGGACCUGCUGGAGGUGAUGGAUCACCAGGUCAACCGGGAGCACCUGGACAACCUGGACAAUCAUCAGAUGGUGGAGCUGGAGCUCCAGGACCUGCAGGGCCACCAGGAGGACCUGGACCAGCUGGGCCAGAUGGAUCGCCAGGAAGUGGGUCACCAGGAGGACCAGGACCAAAAGGACCACCAGGGCCAGCGGGAGCUCCCGGAGCUCCUGGAAAUCCAGGAGGACCAGGAACUCCAGGAAAAUCAGGAGGAGAAGGAGAAAAGGGAAUUUGCCCCAAAUAUUGCGCCAUCGAUGGUGGAGUCUUCUUCGAAGAUGGAACACGAAGACGUUAA